CUUUUUCAUCGGCAUAUAUGUAGAAGUUUCCAUUUUUAAAGCAACUCUGUUCUGAUCGGCAGUUCUAUGUUUUGUUCUCUCAAAUUUAGGGUUUUAUGUUAUUUCUAUAUCUGAACAAAGAAACCCCAGAUUCAGUUUCACUUUUGGUGUAGCUUUUCUGCUUCUGUAAAGAUUUAUUUUUUGGGUUUUGGAAUCUAAGGUAUUUUCAGUAACUGUUUUUGGAUUUCCCUCUUUAGAUUUCAUUUUCUAAGUGAAAAAUCUAAUCUUUGAGUUUCUCUUUUUGGGGGGAUUGAUUCAGAUUACUAAAAGUGUUUAACGCUUUGUUUUGGACAUUUGGAGCUUGUUAUGGAAAUGGGUUUGGGCUCUGUAUGCGGUACUUCUUCACUGAAGUUGAAGCAUGGUGGUGUGAAUGAGGAAGAAGAGUUAGGAUUAGGGUUAGGGUUUGUGAGAUUCAGUCGCGGGUUGGGGAGGAAAAGGGUUGGAAUAUCAAAUGAGGAGGAAUCUUUGCCUCUUGAUUCUGCAAUCAAUGUUCCAUUAUUGAAAAGGCAAUGCAGUGACAGAAUCAUGAUGAUGAUAAUUGAUGAUUACCACGAAAAAUCUGCUCUUGAAUCACUUCCCCAAGAUGUUCUUAUUAGGAUUAUUUGUGGUGUGGAUCAUGAAGAUUUGAAGCAACUUUUUAAUGUUUCUAAAUCAAUCAGAGAAGCCACUGUAAUUGCAAAGCAGUUGCAUUUUGCUUAUAGCACACCAAGAAAGACCAAGGCAUUUCGAACUUCAAUCGAUUUCGAAGAAUCAAGUGAGUUAGACGAGAUUGAACCUCCAAAUGCUCCGAGGCAGUGGCGGUCUCACAGGUCAAUCAACAGGAAAAAACUGGCUGAUAUUUCAGUGGCAUUGUUUGCUUGACACGGAGAAGAUUAACUUUUGUAAAUAGCUUGUUGUUGUAGAUUUAAAGGGGGUUGAUUAGUGGAUCUGCUUGUCGGAUCUUUGCACAUGGGUAAGAUUCUUGUCUGGCCAUUUCUUCAAAUGUUUCUUUGAAGAUUGUGUUUUUGGCUUGUUUGUAUCUUUGUGUACAUGAGAAAGAAAAGGAGAUUCCAGUUUCGGAUGCAUUUGUUUGGAGGGCUAUCUUGACCCUUCUGAUGUGAUAAAGUGGAGAUUUCAUGAGAGUGUACUACUGAUUUUGCAUGCUCUCUUUUAUGCUUAAUAAGAUAAGAAAUGUAGAAAUAUUUCUUCAUACGUUAA
Durio zibethinus is the source of this 1236-nucleotide messenger RNA. Its product is annotated as F-box protein SKIP27-like. Lineage: Eukaryota; Viridiplantae; Streptophyta; Magnoliopsida; Malvales; Malvaceae. The record is from RefSeq and is a predicted model, not a curated record. Gene Ontology annotation, molecular function: protein binding.